CCUGGUCUCGUGACCCAGGGGCCGGGCGUAACUUUGGAUGGGAGUUACAGUCUCUCUCUCAAAUAGACCAGCUUGAUAAACAGAGGCGAGUUGGACAGGCAGGCAGGCCAGGACAGGAAAGCUGCCAGAGCCCAGCCAGACAAGCCAUCAUGCACGGAGCCAAAGGCAGCAUGACGGUGACAGGAGACUCUUCGGAGCUCGAGUGGGCUAUCCAGACCCUGGUGAAAAAUUACGAGAAAUAUUCCGGCAAAGGAUGUUGUUGCCGCAGACGGCGAGGGAUCAGCAAAUCCGACUUCAGGAAGAUGCUUAGCCACGAACUGAACCACAUGCUGACGGACACCAAGAACAGGCAGGCGGCCGAUAAACUGAUCUGCGACCUGGAUGAGAAUCAGGACGGGGAGAUCAACUUCGACGAAUAUUGGAACUUGAUCGGGGGCAUCGCCAGCCCCAUCUCCUGCCUGAUCCGACAGCAGGAAGAGAAUGAGAAAUUCAAAAAAUAAAGACCAC
Molecule: messenger RNA, 507 nt
Organism: Crotalus tigris (Tiger rattlesnake)
Lineage: Eukaryota; Metazoa; Chordata; Lepidosauria; Squamata; Viperidae
Gene: S100A16
Product: S100 calcium binding protein A16
Exons: 3
Coding region: 150-500 (116 amino acids)
Cellular component (GO): perinuclear region of cytoplasm; nucleus
Molecular function (GO): calcium ion binding
Source: RefSeq, a predicted model, not a curated record